This is a messenger RNA of Cinara cedri, 4153 nucleotides long. The record is from the annotation of a GenBank genome assembly. NCBI's taxonomy places the organism in Eukaryota, Metazoa, Arthropoda, Insecta, Hemiptera, Aphididae.
AUUAUAUUUAAAAACAGUUUUUAGUGAACCGGUUCAAAAUCGUGCAAGUGAAUUUGCAGUUUUUAAAAAUCCAUAAUACUAUAUUAUCGUAAAUCUAGCAAUGCGAUCAUUUUUAUUCAAAAUUGUAUGUUGUAUAUUGAUUAUCAACGUAACAUGUAAGCAUUUUACUAUAUAAUCAUAAUGCCUACUAAAAUAUAAACAUUAAACGUAUUAAAUUACUGAAUCUGAUUAACUAUUCAAAUUUAAAUGGAUACCUAUACAACUCCGUGAUAUACAUUUCAGCAAUGUAUAAAUCUGGAAUAAAUAGAAAUUUACCGCUAUUGAUAUUAGAACGGUACAAACUUAGAAUGUAAAAAUCCAGAAUGUACAAAUCUGGAGAGGAAAAAUGUUGAAACUUAUAAAUCUUGAAUCGUUAGGUUAAGUUAGGUUAGAGUAAAUGAGAUGAACUGUUUACUUUCCUAGGCCAAUUGAAGUGCCGCAGCCGGCCCUAUUUGUUGGAGGAGAAUAUCCACUUUUCUAACCUAAAUUCUCACCUGAUACUAUUGCAAGGAAGGCAGUGUUCUAAAUAUAAAUCCAAACCUUGUUAAAGCAAGUAUAAUUUAUUUUUAUUUAAUAAUUUCACUUUCCAUAUUGUAAUAAAUUUCCGGAUUUUUGAUGCCAGGUUUGUACCGUUCAGAUUUCGAUAUCCGUAAAACUUGAAAUAUAUAUUUGCAUAUUUUAGACUUUUACAUUCCAUAUUUAUAGAAAAAUUCCUAAAAAGUAUAUUCUAAAGUUUUCUGGGAGUACUAUCCAAAUUUCAAUCAAAUAAUUAACUUAAAAUUUGUUUCGUAUAAGAUUUUAAAUUUAAACUAUUUUAAAAUAGAUGUUAAGUAUGUAUAUUUUAAAUGUUUGUGCUUGAUGAAAUAUCAACAUAAAUUAUUAUACCCCAGUUAGAUUUACAAUUUAUGUUCGCUUAUAAAACCCAUAGAUCAUUCAAUUUUCAAAUCAGUUUGAAGAACAAAACUGAUUACCUGUUCAAUUAUUUAACUAUUGUAUCAUUAUUGGAAAAAAAAGUCUUAGAAUAAGAAAAAUUUACGUUAAGGGAAGAAAAACUAUCUUUUAUAUAGAUUUAGCCUAUUGGAGUGGAGAUAAGGAUAAGUGGAACAAAUCACAUGUUUUGGUAACAAAUUGAGGUCUAUGCGAAGUCUAGUGAACAUAACAAUUAUAGAUCAGCUAACUUCAAAUUAUGUAUUAUCGAUCUGCGCUCGGAAUCGUCUUUCGUCAACAAUGGUUUAUCGUUGCUUACAGAUAUAAAUGAAAUAACCUUAUGUAUCUUACCUUCCAACUUCCCACCCAAAACAGUGGCUGCACCCGACCUCAGUAACAGUUUUUUUUUUUUUUUUUACUUCCUUUUUUUCCGAACCCCCAUAAAAACAAGAGUACGAGAUUUAUUUUAUUAUAAUUUAUUAAAAUAAAAUUGUAUUUAUUUAUUUAUAAUCUAUUCAUUUUUAGAAAACAUUAUUUGAAAUGUUUAUUGUUACUCAUUAUCAACUGUAACUCAAAUGUAUCUUCUCAUAAAUAAAAUAAUGAUAGUAUACUUAGCUAAAGGUAAGCAAAGAUAUCAAUGUAUUAAAUACAGAACCAACAGUUCAUAAUUUAUUCGAAGUAUAUAUUCAGAUAAAAUUAUUAAAACAAAAUGUAGAGCGAUAAAGACAAAUGGCUAAUAUAUAAUGUACAGUUAUCUGCAAGUUGCAGAAAAUGUGUGUAUUUAGAUCAAACAAAUAUUAUCAUUAAUGAUUGACAAAGUUUCACUAUAAGGCAUUUUAUUUAAGAUAAGGUUUAUUCAAAAGAAAAGAAAAGAAAAGAAGAUAACAUUUCCGGGAACACAAAAAUUUUAGAAAAUAAAACUAAUCAAAUAUUAGAUUCUGAGUAUAGUGAAGAAGCUUAUGGUUUUACAAAGAUUUUAUUUAUUUAUUUUUUUUUUUUUAAUCUGUGUGAAUUUUUUCUAUCUGAAAUCUUGCUUUGAUUUUUAAGGAUAGCACCUUUUCUGAAAGGAAAUCGGUGUGGGAAGAUUAGGUUUCAUUUUUCGAUUUUAUCAAUAGUUUUCUCAUCAAAUGUGAAAAACCGUGAAACAAUCUUGGAAAUCUAAUAUAUUCUAACCUAAACGUAGGAAAACCGGGAAAAUCGGUACAUUAAACAAAUAUUAUUAAAGAAAAUAUAUAGUAUAUUUAAUUAUUUUUCUAUAAUAUGACAUACCUAUAUAUAUUUGACAAAGCAUCACUAUCAACUGAAUUCCGCUCAGAAUCGUUUUUUCGUUGAAAUGGUUUGUCGUUACUUACAAAUAUAUAUUAAAUUCCCUUCUGUAUCCAACCUUCCCACCUAUAACAGUGGCUGCACCCGUCCCCAAAAUACAGUUUUUUUUAUUUUGAAAUUAAAAAUUUUAGCCAAAUUACUAGGAAAAAAGCUUGAUUUAUUUAAUAAAAAUUGACUUUUUUGGAUUAUUUUUUUACAAUCUCUCGCUUUAUUCUCUCUCUCUCUCUCUCUUAUUUUCUCUCUUUAAUCUCUAUCAUUGAAAAUUUCUGGGCACUCCAUUGCAAAUGAUUAGUGUAGUAAAUAGUAGAUAUUCUAUUUGAAAACGCGAAUGAAUAAAUAAAUUUUGUUUUAAAUGUAUAGUUUGUAGAAGUUGUUUUAAGAGUGCGUGCAGAGCUUCUUGUUACGCUACCGAAGGGAUUGACUUUGGUUAUUGUGAAGACGAUUUUUGUAAAUGUUCACCGCCGACAAUUUUCGUUUUUGAUGGUAUUGGUCGUGAUUUGAAUGACAAUCAAAUCAAAAGAUCGUUGAGUAAUAACAAUCUCAUUCAAAAUACAGUAAAUAUUAUAUUAUUUGAUUUAUAUUUUUCAUACUAUAUAAUAAAAAAUAGUGGUAACAUAAGAAGCACUUGGUAGAAACGCACAAGGGUACACAAAUUAUCAUGAUUUAUGUACCCGUAGGGGGCUUUGUCCCCAUAAUACUCUCUUAAAAUAUAUUAUUAGUAUUGUAUUUUUACGAUAUAUUAUUAUUAUUAUUAUUAUAUAUGAUGCUGUCUAAACAUAACAGAUCAUAAAAUCACCAGGACAAAUACAAUAAUUGAGUAAAUUUUUACAUGGAGUCAGUGGUGAUAAUCAUUAAACUGUAGCAAUUUAUGAUAAAAUAUAACACUUUCUCACUAUAAUCCAUUUUGAAAAUAUAGAUAUCAACGUCCAAUUAUAUACACAGACCAAAGGCGCCUAAAUUAAAUGAACUACACGAAAAAAAUAGGGUAUUUUUUUUUUUAAUACGAUGUUAUAUAAUAAUUAAAUUAUUAAAAUUUGUAUUAUCUGCAUGUGAUUUAAUUUAAUUAAUGUGUUUAGAUUUGGAGAAAAAUUUUGAUUAAAAUUACCAAGGAAUAUUCGUUUAUAAAAGAACACGAUUUGAAAAAUCUAAAAGCCUCACUGUUCAAAAAUAUAACAAUAUUAAAAUACUUUUAUAAUCUGUUGCUCCGUAAACCGUUAGUAGACGUAUUAAAAGAAAUGAAAAAUAAAAGACCCGCAAGUAUGUCUAAUGAUUGCGAAGAUCUUUUGAAACGUUUACGAAGGCCACGUGUCGUAAAUAAUAAUCCUGAAAAUUUAAAUACUAAACACCUAUCAUCUAGAAAAGAUGAGAGCGACACGGAUGACGAAGUACCAAAUCAUAAAAUAGUACUCGAAGUAUCAGAAGAAUCCGUCGAUGAUGAUGAUGGAAAUUCCGGCGAAGAAAAAGACGUGCCCAAGAAGCCUGAACAAAAUCAUCCACAGGUUGUCAAAGAUGGUAAUGAACCUACAGGAUCAUAUUCUGAAUAUGAAUAUGUGGAUGACGAUGAUGACGAACGUGUCAAGGAUAAAUAAUAAUACUUAUAUAAUGAGUAAUAUUGGUGAAACGUACCUAUAUAAUAAUAUGUAAGGUGUUUUAUUUUAUUUAUACAAUAUUUGCAAUAUUGAAAUUUAAUGAAACUGUAGCUUAUUAUUAUAUAAUUAUGUAUUUAUUUAAAUAUCUAUGCGAAUAGAAUAAGUGUAAGAUUUACACAAAAAUCGAUUAAAAAUGUAUCAAUAAACUAAUACAAGUACCUAAUAUUAUUUAUUCAGUUUUAUGUUAUUAUAUUAUUUUUACAACAAUUAUA